This is a messenger RNA of Megalopta genalis, 1269 nucleotides long. RefSeq lists its product as uncharacterized. Lineage: Eukaryota; Metazoa; Arthropoda; Insecta; Hymenoptera; Halictidae. Gene Ontology annotation, biological process: chemosensory behavior; sensory perception of taste; male courtship behavior. The record is from RefSeq and is a predicted model, not a curated record. Gene Ontology annotation, cellular component: membrane; dendrite; axon.
AUGCUCCGGCCGAAAACGUUCGGCGAGACCAUCGGACCGAUUCUGUUGGCGAACGUUCUGUUCGGCGUCGGUUGCAUCGGGCACGUCAGGAAACGCGGAGCGAAGAGAUCGGUGAAGAUCGUUUAUUUUCUCGUCGCGAUCUCCGCGUUGGCCUGCACGAUCUUCUAUCAGUAUCGUUUGAGCGCCAUGUACAUGCUGCCGCCGAAAGUGGACCUCAAUCUUGUGUUUCUCACCGUGUGGUUUUCGUGCACGUGCAUCGUCGUUCUGCUCUUAAUUGUUGCGACUAAAUUCGGCGACGAGAAUGUGCACGAUCUGAUCGAGACGAUAGAAAACGUCGACGAGCAAAUGGCGACGAUCGGAUUACCGAAGCAAUAUUCGUCGCAGUACAAAUAUCAAAUGAUUAAUUUCGUCUUGUUCCUGGUGUACGUAUUUUUAUACGUCACGAUCACGUGGAUAUCCGACUUCAAGCCGAACAUAUCAAUCCAGGCACAUGUUUUCCUCAGCGUUUCGUUGAAUUUGGUUUCGAUACUGAGCCUGAUGGGCCACCUGAGCUUCUGCGUUUGGAUCAGAUACGUUCGAACGAAGUUGUAUCAGUUGAACUGCUUACUGGCGGAGAUGAUCGACGUGCUUGACGCACCGAAGUCCGAACGAUUGCGUGAGAUGAUCGGCGGAUGUCCGAUUCGGAGGAGAAGUGGCCGGCACGAACUCAGAGGCAACGUGCAGAUAAUUGCGAAAGUGAAGAAAUAUCACCUGGACUGGAUCAAGAUCGCCAGGCGAGUGAACAGAUUUUACGGAAUUCACGUUCUCGCGUCGACGUCCAUCUCGUUUAUGACAAUUCUGUACGUAUUGUUCAUACUGAAUUGCUUGCUGCUGCGCCAAUCAAGCGCGGACGCUUCCCUUUUGGAAAUUUGCUCGGGCUUAACGGUGCUGUCGUUGGACUGCGUAAGAGUGAUUCAUCUGCACAGCAAGUGCAGGAAGACGAGCGACGAGGCGAGAAAAACGGGAUAUCUUCUUUGCCUGUUGUACGAUUCGUCAACCGGCGAGAAAUUCCGCGCCGAGGUUCAAAAUUUCACCCAGCAAGUACUGGAAAACCCGUUGGUGUUCACCAUUUGCGGGCUCGUCGACUUCGACCGUUCGUUUCUCGCCAAUUUGUUCGGUUCGAUCUGCACCUAUGUGUUCGUCAUUUUGCAACUGCGAACGCAAAACAUGAUCGGCCGUCGCUUAUCCGAGGCUACAACCAGUGCGAACGUGACCCUAACCGAUGCUUGA